Molecule: messenger RNA, 783 nt
Organism: Rotaria sordida
Lineage: Eukaryota; Metazoa; Rotifera; Eurotatoria; Philodinida; Philodinidae
Source: the annotation of a GenBank genome assembly
AUGGCAAGUAGUUUGAAUAAAAUUCAUCCUUGGUUUGACAUUUGUCAUCCAUGUCCAACAGCGAAAUAUCAAGUAUUUAUAUUUCCAGCAGCUGGUAGUCCAGGUUCAUGUUAUCGUGAAUGGAGUAAACAUUUUCCUGAAUAUGAAUUUUCGUUAAUAAUUUAUCCUGGAAGAUCAAAUAGAAUGGGUGAAAAAUUAUUAACCAAUAUUAAAGAAUAUAUUAUUGAAUUGAAUAAAGGACUUUUACCUUAUAUAACAAAACCAUGUAUUUUUAUUGGACAUAGUAUUGGAAGUGUAAUUAAUUUUGCAUUAGCUCGACAUAUGAUUGAAACAAAUAAUAAAGGAUAUUUAAUUAAAUUAUUAGUCGAAAUGGGAAGAGGACCACCUAAUUUACAAGAUCCUGAUAAAUCUUUUGUUUGUAUGACCGAUACAGAAAUUGUUGAAGAGUUAAAGAAAAUAGCAGAUCCUAAAACACGAGAAGUUUAUGAUUUUCCGCCUUUUGUUGAAAUGUUAAUACCUAUAUUAAAAGCUGAUGCACAGAUUGGUAAUGAAUUAUUACCUUCGACUUCAUUAGAUAUUCCAAUUAUUGUUUACGGUGGAGAAAAAGAAGAAAAUGUUAAAGAACCAUUUUUAAAUACAUGGAAAGAAUUAACAACAAAAAAAGAUUUAUUUCGUGUUCGAAUGUUUGAUGGACAUCAUAAUUUUCCAUCCGAAUGUCAAGAUCAAGUAUUAAAAUGUCUUAAAGAAGAUUUUAACAAUAUAAUCAAUAACUCAAUAAGUUAA